Messenger RNA from Bombina bombina (fire-bellied toad), 1362 nucleotides. RefSeq lists its product as uncharacterized. NCBI's taxonomy places the organism in Eukaryota, Metazoa, Chordata, Amphibia, Anura, Bombinatoridae. The record is from RefSeq and is a predicted model, not a curated record. The transcript is spliced from 6 exons. Gene Ontology annotation, molecular function: protein binding. Bases 49 to 1140 code for a protein of 363 amino acids.
AGUGUCUGAUUUUCUUAGGGGAAGUAUUAGGUAUUGUACAGUGACAGUAUGGAGUUCAUGGGUUUUGAAGAUUCGGUGUUUGCUGAGCCCAGAGACCGGACGAAGCGAUGCGGUCAACUUUACACCGUUAGACAGUGCGAACCGAAGUGGUUUUCUAAAGCUGUGAAUAGUGAAGACAGUGUUGAGAUUAUCACAGCUAUAAAAUUUAGAGGCGAUUUAGCAUACCGACAGCAAGACUUUGAGAAAGCACUUCAAGAAUACAACAGCUGCUUUCUGCUGUUGCCACCUUCUAAUGCUGCUAUGAGGAGGGAUGUGCAGGAAAGCCAGGCACGCUGUUUAGCUCAUCUAGGACGAUAUGAGGAAGCUUUGGAACUUGCUGAAAUUCUGAAAAAAGGUGCAUCCAACACCGAUCACUUGACGUGUGCCCUGAACCUUCAAACAACUAUUUACAACAGAUUAGGAAAUUUGUUACAGUCCAUAUCCACUCUACAGCAACUGGUUUCUUUACAUCCCUUUAAUCCGUGGUUUUGGAAACAGCUGGCAGAACUGUACAUGAGGUUGUUUAUUGCUACCGCUAAUAUAUCAGAGUGCCGCCAUGAUGGAAAUUUAAGUGUAACCAAUACAGUAGUGAAUGAAAACAAGUCUGCCACUGACGAGGAGCAAAUUGGUGAAGAACAACACAGGUUGCACAUCUCUGACCAAGGCGAUCACACGUGUAACUGUGUUGAUCAUACAGUCCAACCAAGACUCAAUAACAGAUCAGAGGAUAUGGACAAACUAUUUUUAUUGAAACACUGUUCAAUAAGGGAAGAGCUACAGAUAUAUUCCUGUGCAUCCUUCAUUAGAGCGAGUCUUCUCCUGCAGCUUAUACAGCCCCAACAGGUAUCAUUUGCUUUGGAAAGUAAUCUGAAAAGCCAAGAAGAGAUAGAAGAAUAUUUAACGCAUUUUGGACUAAAUGAAGAAAACAGAACAUUGAUGAUGGAGGUCAUGGGAGAAGAUUUGUCAUCUGACAGAAUAAGAGAAGAGGGACAGGUUGACACGAAAACUACUUUGGCAUUGACAUCGUUUGUAAUUCCGUCAGAUACAGAAUUUAGAAACAAGUGGUUUAAAAAGAUUAACCCUUUAAUUCAGUUACUUUGAGGAUAAAGACUAUUGAUGACCACUUGGAGAAAACUAUUUUUUAUUAACUUUAUUAAAAUAAAUUAUAUUGUCAUGUGUUUCUACAUGUUAGGAAAAUUAAAACAUUUUAAGGUGCAAAUCAUAAUGAAGCUUUGUAUUGUUUAAAGAGUUCUUAACAUUAUGUAAAUCCCUAUGUAUCAUGCAAUCUAUUUAUACAUUUCAAACAAUACAAUUGCACUUACA